UUUGGCUGCUUUUUUUUUUUUUUUUUGGCUCACAUGGAGCUGACGACCAGAACCAGACGACGCUGCGAGAACCCGCUGCAAGCACCGUUGUUUUAACUACUGUCACUGCUGUCAUUUGACCUGUUAUCGUUAAUUCGCUGCUGUGCAACAAACAUCCUUGAGCCGACUGUGUCUCUGUGAGUGAGCUGGUGCAGCACUCUGCUACGGUGUUGGGAAGAAUGACAUCUGCCUACUGACCGAUCUUCGGUGUUGCGUCCGACCUGUUCUGGCCGCAACACAUCUCGUUUUCAUAACGCAGCUGUGUACGGCAGACUUUACAUACAGACUUUACAUACAGUCGACAUUGAAGAAAACGUUUUUCGUUAUUGUUUACGUGGCCGUAACAUAUCUGCUGCCUUCCUUGGCGCGCACAGUGUAUUGUCAUGCAUCAAAACGCGUUUGGGUCGCCGUUCGAAGGGCCUGUAACUCAACUGUGGAGGGAAGAAGUUUUCCCGAGGUGCCAGAAUGCCGUAGUUUUCCUCGACGAUGCUAUGGCAGAAGCAUUGCACUGGAAUGGAGGAGCAGACAAGCUCUUCGAGGCUGGUGCCUUGGCCGUCAGGGAGUUCAGCUUCUUUGAGCAUGGAUCAGAAUCGGAGAAAAAGGCCCUAUUCUUGGUAUCUACGCCGGUGACUGAGCAGACGUUGGCGACUCUUUCUGCCGUGGUGCGAGCAAGCGUGUUCACCAAUGUCAGUGUUCUCACAUCGUGCCCACCAGCAGCACAACUUUUGGCAAGGUAUGGCACAACUGAAGGGUUGGAUGGACCACGAGCUUUUCUUGAAGUUGAGGAACGACUUUUGGACUGGAUGGGAAAUGUGACUUUUACAGCGGAAAUUAUGUACAUACCAUUGUCCAUUGUCAACGUGACUCCGAAGUUUUUUCUUAUGCCUCAGUUCCAUGACAUAUUCCCUCCGUUACUAGAAAAUACUCGCACUGGUCAAGUAGGCACAACCCUUGAAGCUUCAAGUUUCUCUAGAAGCUUGCAAAUAGGCCUGAAGUCACUCAUAGGAAACUUGAACUCUAUAUUUGAAGUUGUCUGUGUUAGAGAAGAGACAUUUUCUCUUGGAUCACUAUCUCACAUUGUUGGAGAAGAGUUGUCCCGGCUUUCAAGGGGGCAUAGAAAGUCGGCAAAGUCUAAGGUGUCUCUUUUACUUCUGGAUCGUACAUUGGACAUGGUUGGAUCACUUACUGCUUCUUGCGAGUCUUCGAUGGACACUCUAGUUAGAGUGCUCCCUCCACUUCCUGGUCACAGUUUGGACGUGUGCAUUGACAUGCGCUGCAUCUCCUCUUCAUCUGAUGAGAUCAUGCCCUCAGAGGGUGCAAUCUACCCUGGUUGUUUGGCUCAUGAAAACUCAAAGUUGGCACUCCAGCAUAUCGUCAACUGCAAGCAGAAGGAAUGCAUGAUGGAGCUGAAUCGACUCAUCGUGGAAGCAGCUCUCAAACAAGGAGUGCGCUUGGAUGUCACUGGUCGUCUAACAGCAGAGCAACUCAGAAACAGAAUUAUUCAAUUCAGGAAAGGUGGUGGGGAUGCCGUCAUCAACAAGGGCCUGAUGCAGCAGACCUUGGCAGUUGCUCAGGCAGCACUGGGAGAGAGACACUCAAAGCUCGAAGAUCUUCUUAGCACAGAGAAGGUGAUUGUCCAAAAUGCGGGUGUCUCCUCAGAAGCUGCUUCACGGAGCUUGGUGCAGCUCCUUCAAAACAGAAAUGCAACGUCGUUACAACUGGAAGACAUCAUGGCUCUUAUGGCACUUUUGUAUUCUUUAUUUGGGAAAAAAACACUCGGAAGUGUAAAUGACAAGCAGAUACUAAAGGCUGAGAUUGUAGCAGCUGUAUACCAAGCAGCAGCAGACCAGAACUUACCCGAGUUCUUCAAACAUCUCGUUUCAGAUGAGGGGGAGACACUGGACGAGGACACUGUAAUUCAGAGGGUUGAUGAAAUCUUCAGAGCAAUGGAAGCUCUCAGAAUAUCCAGAAAUCAAAUUGUGAAAUACAGGAGCAUUCUCGAAGAGGGCAACCUGAUGCAGCCAGCAGUGUACAAGCCCUUGCUGAAGCAAGUGCUUGAAGACAUUUUUGACCCCAACGUGUCAGAGGCACCGCAGCUUGACUACCACUCGGGAGGGCUCAGCAAUAUGUUGAAAGCGGGAUUCGGACUUUUCAGAAGCACGAGCAAGCCGCUGCCAAGGGAUAGUCCAGUGCUUAUCGUCUUCAUUAUCGGUGGCGUAACAGCUUCUGAAGUGAAGCUUGUGAAUGACAUCACAUCAUCAAGAAAAUUGACUCAACAGGUCAUCGUUGGAAGCACUACAUUAGCCAAGCCACACCAACAGCUCAAUCUUCUCCUCGGGCAUUCCGUCUGAAAUGUUUGAUUAAUUUUUAAUAAAAAUAAUAAAGUACAACCUUUGUACGUGA
Messenger RNA from Rhipicephalus microplus (southern cattle tick), 2442 nucleotides. Its product is annotated as sec1 family domain-containing protein 2. The record is from RefSeq and is a predicted model, not a curated record. Gene Ontology annotation, biological process: vesicle-mediated transport. NCBI's taxonomy places the organism in Eukaryota, Metazoa, Arthropoda, Arachnida, Ixodida, Ixodidae.